CUUGGAUCAGCUGGUGGAGUUAAAGCAACUGGAUACACAAUCUCAGUCUGGUAUUUCCAAACUUGCCUUUUAACCUGCAGAACCAGAGUCGGGAGCAGAACUUCUUGCCACCAUGAAAACAAUUAUUGCAGCCUAUUCCCAAAAUCGUAGUGGGAGUCGCGCCAGCAUCCAGGCAGCCCUCCGCACCCUGCUCACGGCGCCGUGGCCCUCACAGCGGGACGUCCGGUCGUGGCUGCAGCUCCUUGCUGUCCUCCAGUGGGUCCUCAGCUUCCUGCUCCUGGGGGUGGUCAGUCUGCUUCUGCUCAUCUACCUGGUGUUCACCAGCUUCUGGCCCAUUUCCGCCCUGUAUCUGGCCUGGAUCAUCUUUGACUGGGACACACCAGAAAAAGGCGGGAGGAGGCUGGCGUGCUUGCGGAAAUGGUCCGUGUGGAAGCAUUUCCGAGAUUAUUUCCCAGUCCAGGAACCGCUCCUGGAAACAUGUUCGCUUUCCCCGCUUGCCAUGGCUUGCAGCCCGGUGGGAGAUGGUGGUCCGCUGCCCGUCAUGGUCACACGCUCCCAGCCCCACGGCGGCCGGCAGCUCCCGCAUGGCUGGAGCGGCGCGGGAACCGCCGUGGUCAUCGUCAUCGGCGGCGCGGCCGAGUCGCUCUCCUGCCAGCCGGGAGUCACCACCUUAAUCCUGAAGAACCGCAAGGGCUUCGUGCGCAUGGCCCUGCAGCACGGGGCGUACCUGGUCCCCUCCUUCUCCUUCGGCGAGAACGACCUCUUCCGGCAGGUGGUUUUCAAGGAGGGCAGCUGGAUGAGGAGCAUCCAGCAGCGCUUCCAGAAGAUGAUGGGCUUUGCCCCCUGCGUCUUCUACGGCCGGGGUCUCACAUCUGUUCAGUCCCGGGGCUUUUUGCCCUAUGCCAGGCCCAUCACGACCAUUGUGGGGGAGCCCAUGACGGUGCCCAAGAUCGAGGACCCAAGCUGCGAGACGGUGGACCUGUACCACGAGAUGUACGUCCGCUCCCUGCUCAAGCUCUUCAACGAGAACAAGACCAAGUACGGGCUGUCAGAGACGGACGAGCUGCGGAUCGUGUGAGCGAGGCCAGGCAGAAGCCACGGGCCGAGGCGGGCGGCCAAGUCCUGACUCGCAAGGGCAGCCGGCUCUUGAGGGUGGGGAUUUCAGCCCGCCCGGUGGGUGGGCACGGAAGGACGGGCACUGCGCUUGUGGGGACCCCCUGGCCCCAGAGACCCUUCCCAUGUGCCACAUGCCGCCGCUGCCCCUGGCCUCCUCUCCUCGCCUAUCACCACGUGGGCCUCCGCUCCGGCCCCCGCUCCUUGACGGUGGCUUGAAAAAGGAAGAUGGAAAAAGCAGAGUGAGGCACAGGAGAAACCAAGGGGAGGGAGGGGAAGAUUGGCAGAGGGCCCCUGGGGUAUCGCUGGGGUGAGCAGCCGCUUCCCCGCUCCUUCGCAGCCUGGCCCAGCGGUCCUGCGGGACAGGGGCUCGUGGAGCCACGGCAUGGGAGGCAGUGAUGUCCCCACGGGCUGUGCCGGCGGGAUGUCGGGCCACGGCAGGCGCUGUGGGGCAACGGGGAGGUGGUCCGUUCCAGGGAGUACUUUCAUUCAAGGCUUUUGAACGUGACAGCUUGCACUGCAACGUUCAGCUUGGCAAACAGGUCUUAUGCAGCCAGGUGUACUGGUGGCUUUUCCACAGUCUCAUCCCCUCAAUCUUCCCUAAGUGGCAGACAAAAGUGUUUUGGCAGCGGGGAGGAGGGAAGAGCCAUCUUGGUGCUAGACCGGGCAUGCUCCCUCCCAGGACAAGCAGGAGACCAGGUGUAGCAAGGAGGAGGAAGAAGGAAAAUUGCUAACGAGAGCAGCUUUUAGGGGCAGCCCUCCAUCAAGAUGAGGUGCUGGGCUGGGGAGAGGUCUGCCACAGGGAAGGGGUGGGAGUCCCAGGCCUUGGGACUUAGUCAGCUGGACUCAACGAAACCUAAGAUGGUGCUGCCCUACUGGAGGGAUCAGUCCUGUUGUGGCCCCAGGUAACGAGCCUUUCCCACCACCACGACUGGUUCUGCACCAAAUACAGACUUACAACCCCA
Messenger RNA from Struthio camelus australis, 2078 nucleotides. The record is from RefSeq and is a predicted model, not a curated record. Lineage: Eukaryota; Metazoa; Chordata; Aves; Struthioniformes; Struthionidae.